AUGAAUGGAUGGAUGGUAUUCCUGGAAAUCUCGUGCUGGGCAGUUAUAGUAAUAUGGUUUCUACCGGGUGGUGGACAGUGUGGUCAAGACGCUGGACGCUUGAUGGAGGACCUUCUCGCUGAUUACAAUAAGCUUGUUAGGCCUGUUGAAAAUGACACUGAUACGCUGAUUGUUCGACUGAAACUGAAACUCUCGCAGCUUCUUGACGUACAUGAGAAGAAUCAAAUAAUGACGACAAAUGUAUGGCUGCAACAUUGGAAUCCAGCAGAUUACGGUGGAGUGACUGUAUUAUAUGUGCCAUCCGAUAUGAUUUGGUUACCGGAUAUUGUCCUUUACAAUAACGCAGAUGGUAAUUAUCAAGUAUCAAUAAUGACAAAGGCAAAACUGUCACCCAAUGGUACUGUGGAAUGGUCGCCUCCUGCCAUUUACAAGAGCAUGUGCCAAAUAGAAGUGGAAUGGUUCCCUUUCGACGUGCAAACGUGUGAAAUGAAAUUUGGUUCCUGGACAUACGGCGGCCUGGAAGUUGAUUUACAACAUAGAGAUUCACACAUUGAAAGGGCAGAAACAGAAACAUUGCUUGGUUUCGAUGGUGAAUAUGAUGAAACUGUAUGGAUUGUUGAUGAAGGAAUUGACCUAAGUGAUUAUUAUCCAAGCGUCGAAUGGGAUAUACUUGGCGUACCGGGUAAGCGUCAUUUAAAAAGAUAUCCGUGCUGUGAAUCGCCUUUCAUCGAUCUAACAUACGAGAUACGCUUGCGACGCAAGACGCUAUUUUACAUCGUCUAUUUGAUUUUUCCAAUCGUCAGCAUCAAUUUUCUAACGGUUCUAGUGUUCUAUUUACCUUCGGAUGGCGGUGAAAAAAUAUCACUUUGCCUUAACAUACUUAUUUCACUCACUAUAUUUUUCUUAUUGCUUGUAGAAAUAAUUCCUUCAACUUCACUCGUUAUACCUCUUAUUGGUAAAUAUCUAUUAUUUACAAUGGUCCUCGUUACUUUAUCUGUUAUUGUCACAGUUAUAACAUUGAAUGUACACUUUCGAUCCCCUUCAACUCAUACAAUGCCAGAAUGGACUAAAAGAAUUUUUAUCGAAUUUUUACCCAAAUACCUUUUGAUGAGGCGACCAUCACCAAUAAAAAUCAGAAACAAUUCUACUAAUACCUUCAUUACUCCCAAACGUCCAGACAGAAGAUUGUCAAAUUUCAGUCGACCACGUGACCACACAGUUUCUGCUUUAUUUGAUCAGAUGGAUUUUUUAUCUCCGGCUUAUCGAUCGUCAUUCUGCACAAUGAGAAGUCAUGACGGUAGCAGUUUUGCAAGUUUCCAAAAAGAACUUACACCGGUGAUGAGUGCUGUUGACAGCGUCACAUUUAUUGCAAGUCAAAUGAAGGAUGAUAAAAGUGGCCAACAGAUAAUCGAAGACUGGAAGUAUAUAUCCGUCGUGAUGGAUCGAUUAUUCCUCAUAUUAUUUACAACAGCUUGCAUGAUCGGCAGCAUUGUCAUCGUAUUACGAGCGCCAACCAUUUAUGAUACAACUAUUGCAUUGGCGUAA
Messenger RNA from Cercopithifilaria johnstoni, 1545 nucleotides. NCBI's taxonomy places the organism in Eukaryota, Metazoa, Nematoda, Chromadorea, Rhabditida, Onchocercidae. The record is from the annotation of a GenBank genome assembly.